AUGACAGUCAUGACCAAGAUUCCUUUGGAGCUGUAUAUGUGGUGGGAAGAUCUAGGUAAAUCAGGACAAGAUAGGGUCAAUCUCUACUUGGGAGGUCUCACCGGGUUAUUGAAGAUCAGGCCUAGAGGAGACAUAAUAAAGGCACUGGUUACGUUUUGGGACCCAGCUCACAACGUGUUUCACUUCUCGGAUUUUGAACUCACACCCACUUUGGAAGAAAUAGCCGGAUAUAUUGGGAGCACUGAAGCUCCUCUGAGACACAAGUAUUUGAUCGCUCCAAGAGUCGUCGCUGCACACAAGUUUCUAGAUUUGCUAAAGAUAAGCAGGGGGGUCCAAUACCCAGAUUUGGCAGCUGGUUUUUCCUCUCCGCAGUUCAUAUACCAGCGAUACGGACACAUAGGGGGGUUUAACAAUCCAGAAAGCAAAAUUUGCAGCAAAGGGAAUCGCAUAAAAUGGGAAGAACACAGGUGCUUCGCUUUUAUGGUGGUAUUUUUGGGUAUUCUAGUGUUUCCCAGGAAAGAUGGGAAUAUCGAUAUACGGAUAGAUGGGGUUGUCAGCACUUUGCUUACUCAGGCCAAAAGCACCCUUGCACCCAUGAUAAUGUCUGAAAUCUUCCAAGCUCUCACAGCCUGCAAAGCCGGAGGAGACUUUUUUGAAGGGUGCAACUUGUUGCUACAAAUGUGGAUGAUUGAACAUCUAUGUCAUCGUCCUCAAUACAUGAACUAUGGGUCGACAGGGAAAAGCUGCAUAGGGGAGUUUUAUACAAGGGUCGACGGGUUUAGCAUGCCAGAAAGGGUCACAGAAUGGAUAUCACGCCUCCGCUCCGUCACUGCAAAUCAAAUAGAAUGGACGUUCGGGUGGCUUCCUGUUGAUGAAAUCAUAUACAUGCUAGCUACCGGGCCUCAUUUCCUCCUGAUGGGUCAUAGAAGUAUCCAGCCUUAUGCCCCAUACAGGGUUUUGAGACAGCUAGGGAGAUGUCAAAUUGUGCCCAAGGAUGAAGACCUUAGCCUCCAUGUGGUUGAGAUCCGUUCUGAUGGACAGUUUCACGAAAAAGUCGUUCGCCAGAUUUGGAGUGAAUGCCAAUAUCUAACAGCAAAUACCCGAGUGCGUGAUUUAUCCCGAGGUGAAGCCUCGCUCGGUUACCUCGCUUGGUACAAAAGGGAAGUUGAAUUUGGAAGGCCAGCUAAAAGACCCCGCCUCCAAGAGUUUGUCGAAGCAUCACAAGAACAUUGGGAGUGGUUGGCGAAAGAAAAUAAAUAUCGGGCCACCAUAAGCAGUUUAGAAAGACAGAUCAAAGACCUCAAAUUCGCUAGUGAUGUGCAAGCCGCUGCAGAUGAGGGUGAGAAGAAGAAGCUAGCUCAGGAAAACGAAGCCCUCAAAGCUCAGAUCCAGAAAAUGAGAAUAGCUGCUAGAAACCCGGAGAGAAGCCGAGUUGAUGACAGGCUUAUAAGCGGUUUGAGAAAGAAAGUGCUCGAGUGUCAAGAUGACUUAGAGAAAUCUGAAGCCAGUUUAGCAAGAGUCUGA
Messenger RNA from Nicotiana attenuata, 1524 nucleotides. RefSeq lists its product as uncharacterized. Lineage: Eukaryota; Viridiplantae; Streptophyta; Magnoliopsida; Solanales; Solanaceae. The record is from RefSeq and is a predicted model, not a curated record. The transcript has a single exon. Bases 1 to 1524 code for a protein of 507 amino acids.